Oryza sativa Japonica Group (Japanese rice) is the source of this 1141-nucleotide messenger RNA. RefSeq names its product protein TWIN SISTER of FT. The record is from RefSeq and is a predicted model, not a curated record. Lineage: Eukaryota; Viridiplantae; Streptophyta; Magnoliopsida; Poales; Poaceae.
GCAAACCCCACCAAUUAACAUCAUAUCACAUUGCACUACUACAACUUGAGUAUAUCUAGCUCUAGCUUCCUCGUCGAUCGCCGGUGGCAUUGAGUGUAGAGCUAGCGGCGGCGGCGGCGAUGAGCAUGUCGAGGGACCCGCUGGUGGUGGGGAGCAUCGUCGGCGACGUGGUGGACCACUUCGGCGCGUCGGCGCUGCUGAGGCUGUUCUACAACCACCGCGAGAUGACGAGCGGGUCGGAGCUCAGGCCGUCGCAGGUCGCCGGCGAGCCGGCCGUCCAGAUCACCGGAGGCCGCGAUGGGAGGGCGCUCUACACGCUCGUAAUGGUGGACCCUGAUGCACCUAGCCCCAGCAACCCUUCCAAAAGGGAAUACCUUCAUUGGUUGGUAACUGACGUACCAGAAGGAGGCGAUACGAGUAAAGGGACGGAGGUGGUGGCGUACGAGAGCCCGCGGCCGACAGCGGGGAUCCACCGGUUGGUGUUCAUCGUGUUCCGGCAGACAGUGCGGCAGUCCAUCUACGCGCCGGGGUGGCGCUCCAACUUCAACACCAGGGACUUCGCCGCCUGCUACAGCCUCGGCUCCCCCGUCGCCGCCGCCUACUUCAACUGCCAGAGGGAGGGCGGCUGCGGCGGCCGGAGGUACAGGUCAUGACAUGAUCUACAUCCAUCAUCCAACUGCCAUGUCCGGCAGCCAUCUAUCCAACAUUAAUUGUUAAUUAGCCUCCCAACUGAAGGCAAAUUAAUUAGUUAUUAUAUAUUAAAGAGAGAAAAAGAAACAUAUAUAUAUAUGUCAUAAAAUGUUGUAGGACAUAUAUAUGGUGGUUAUUAGAUGACACUUUCCCAAAAUGGAAAAUGUGUCUAGGGUGCAUGAGUAGUGCUUCUGUGUUAAUGUUUGUGAUUGUAGUAUUUCCCAGUGCUAGAUCGGUGUUAGCCCUAUUCAGAAGGGCAAUUGGAAUUACAUAUAGCUAGUUACCAAGUGUAAUGACUCGACCCUAGCUAGCUACUAAUAAGUGGUGUUGAGAUUUUCGUACUAAUGAAAGUUGAUUGACAAGAGUGAUUUUCUUUUGUUACAUAUAUACUAGCUAGUUAAGUAACCAACAUUGAAUUUUAUGGAGAUUAAUAUUUUUCUUCAUCGACUUA